Messenger RNA from Nylanderia fulva, 1853 nucleotides. RefSeq lists its product as uncharacterized. The record is from RefSeq and is a predicted model, not a curated record. Lineage: Eukaryota; Metazoa; Arthropoda; Insecta; Hymenoptera; Formicidae.
AAUCGCUCCGAAACGCAAAUGUCUGACGCUGUAAACUCGAAAAGAGAAUGAUAAAUUUGACUUACACACUUUUCUGUAUAAUAAAAAACGUAUAGAGUCCUCAAUUCGCAUAUAAUUGUAAAGAAUUCCGUGUCGAAUAUAAUGAUGAAUAUACUAAUUCGCAUGAAUGUUAUUAGGAUUAUCGACCUUAAAGCUCGUCGCCGUGCGCUUUUCCUCCUGACUUCCCGUGGGCUGUAGAUGCGUAUAAGAAGAUGUCGAAUCAAGGCUUUGUCGUCGCAGAAUUCCCGGAUGGUAUUCAAGUAAUACCAAAAAUUUGGUUGCAAAAUAAAGAUGAAUGCAAAUAUCCCUCGCAUUUUAAGACGGAUAUAAAAAUCCGAAAAGCGGUAGAGAAACAGGAGAUACCAAAGUUUGAUUGGCCCGCAUUAGAAGUUAUAAGAAUUUUUGGCGAAUAUUCGUCCUUACAGAAGGCUUAUGCGAAGGCAGAAAAAGCUUUAUACACGUCAGAUAUGGACACGGAAAAGGAAGCAAAAUAUUACCGAAAACAUAGAGCGAGAAAAAUUUACUCUUCGUCGGAAAGCGAAGAAGAGUCUGGUGUAAAUUUGCCACCUGCUCCAUGUCCUCCUGCAAAACAUCAACGACUCAACGAUUCAGAUGUAUCUCGGAUACAAUGUAAAACUACAUCCAAUGUACGCUCUUCCGAAAAAUCACAAUCAUCGCAAAUUACAAACUCGAGCUCCCAUUCAUCAUUUUUACAAGCUUCGCCUAUUAAUGAAGAUAGGAAUGGAGAUGAUUUCGGUGCUUCAUGUGAAACAGAUGCUGAGGAACAUAUGCCGCGUACUAUUAUUGCUCCAAGAGAGAAAACUCGAGAUGGCUUGAUACAUGCCCAUGGUCGGUCAGACAAUGAAUAUUCGCAUAACAGCCCUAUAAUAAAAGGGAAAAAUCGAAUUAAUUCGACACAUAAUUGGUAUGACACCAUCGAUCCACCAUUGACGCCAUCGAUCGGCUCGAGACAUAAUGACAAUGAUGCGGGAAAAAUUGGCCGAGCUACUAAGAAUAAGUAUACGUACAGAGAAAUUGAAAAGGAAAAGGAAAAUUUUAAUAAUCAAUUUUCACACGCAGAAGGUCCAAUUGUUGAUCAUUUAAAAAAAUUAACGAGGGAAGUAGCAUCAGUAAAAUAUGAUGUGAGGCAAAUACUGACCUUAGUAGACAUCAUAGUGGACAAAAUUAAUAAAGACACAGAAUGUGAGAGAACACAAAUUUCCUUUGAGGGCGCUGAAAACCGGUUUCCCUUGCAAACCGUAGUUCAGUUAGCGGAAGUUGAGGAGAUCUUGAAAGCGUCAAAUUCCCAACAUAACACUGAAAUACGCGGAUAUAUCAAAUCCAUCGGAGGGACAAGUGUCGAUGAUGCCGUAAAGAGAACAUUGUAUAAAGUAUUCUCCAAUAAAUUGGCGGAGAGAUAUAACUGGGAAGGCCGACGCGGAAAGGAACCACUGCAGAAACUGGAAGUGAUGAAAGUUAUUUUCAGAUCCAUACUUCACAAUAUCCCGGAUUCCGACCAGAGAAAAAUACAACGACGAGUUAUGGAGUGGUUCCGACAUUCCAAGGCGAGGCAUGAAAAUGAGGAGAAGCGGAUGAAUAGACGCGAAGCAAUGUAGCGAGAUCGCAGAGACUGGACCGAUGAAGACCGAUGAAGCCAGUGAUAUGCGCGGACGAAGCCUCUCCCUGUUAGAAUUGUUCCAGGACCUCAAUUGUUAAAAUCGAAAAAUUUUCCUAUGCGAAAGACGCUACGCGAUUCUUCAGAUUGGUAUAUAUUUUUAAAUUUAAAAGUAUAUACCAAUCACACACACACACAC